This is a messenger RNA of Funneliformis geosporum, 517 nucleotides long. The record is from the annotation of a GenBank genome assembly. NCBI's taxonomy places the organism in Eukaryota, Fungi, Glomeromycota, Glomeromycetes, Glomerales, Glomeraceae.
AUAAACGAUCUAUAAAAGAUCUUCAAUUAGUUGGAUUGAAGGAGCAACAUUUACAUUCAGUUCAGGAUUAUGUUAAUGCAUUAAAACUCAUUCUAUCUAUAAAUGACAAAGCAAAGCAUUUGGAUAUCGAAGGAUUAUCUUGUGAAAUUAAAGCAUUUCUACCUAUUUUAAAAAUUUAUCAGCUUGUGACCCUGAGAAAAGAGGUAGACUUACGGUGUUUACCAACAGGAUAUAACACAUCGUAUCCACCACAACCUGGAUUAUGUAAUAAAUGUAAACUUCCAUUUAUUGAUGACAAUGGUAUAGUGUUUAUCUGUGGUUAUGCCUACCAUUUAACUUGUUAUCACAGAAGAUGUAUCUAUUGUGAGAAGUUCUAUAAAAAAGGAGUGGAUCUUGUUGAUGAUGAUAAUAUGGAGAUGGAGACAAAAGGAAGAGAUGAUGAAAAUUCUGGAAAAAUAGAUAAAACACCAGAUAUUUUAUCUAAACUUACAAUAGAAAUUAACCAAAUAGAAAAUUG